GGGGCCGCGGUGCUGGCCCGGCCCAGUCCCUGCGGCUUCUCACCAGGCCUGGGCAGCUGCAGGAAGCCACUCCAAGCCGCCUGGGGUGUGCGAGCGAAACCCCGCCCCGGGGUCCCCGAUCUUUGCCCCCUUCCGCCUGCCUGGCCUGCGCCUCCCCAGCGCCAGCGGCGUGCUGCGCGGCCUUUUGUGUCGGGCGCAGGACGGCGGCGCGGCGCAGGAGGAGGGUCAGCAGGAGGGCGGCUGUGCAGCUGGAACCCCCGCCCCGGCCAUGCGGGCUGGGCUGCUGGUCGGGGCCGCCUGCGCCGCGCUCCUGCUCCUGCGGCCCGCGGUUCUGGGCCGAGGGCCCUCCGGGAGGACGCAGCCGGGGCCCUUCGCUGCCGAGAGGCGCCGCCUGGGCCCCCAUGUCUGCCUCUCAGGCUUCGGGAAUGGCUGCUGUCCAGGCUGGGUGCCCUCAGUGGGCAGCGGGCACUGCACCCUGCCCCUCUGCUCCUUUGGCUGUGGGAGUGGCAUCUGCAUUGCGCCAAAUGUCUGCUCCUGUGUGGAUGGGGAGCAAGGGGCCACCUGCCCAGACGCCCACAGACCCUGCGGGGAAUACGGCUGUGACCUGACCUGCAACCAUGGUGGGUGUCAGGAGGUGGCCCGAGUGUGCCCCGUGGGCUUCUUGAUGACAGAGACCGCCGUGGGCAUCCGGUGCACAGACAUUGACGAGUGCCUGAGCGCCUCCUGCGAGGGCCACUGUGUGAACACAGAAGGCGGGUUUGUGUGUGAGUGUGGGCCGGGCAUGCAGCUGGCUGCGGACCGCCACAGCUGCCAAGACACGAACGAGUGCCUGGGGACGCCCUGCCAGCAGAGGUGCAGGAACAGCGUGGGCAGCUACAAGUGCUCCUGUCGCAGUGGCUUCCACCUGCACGGCAACCGGCACUCCUGCGUGGACGUGAACGAGUGUCGCAGGCCGCAGGAGAGGCGAGUCUGCCACCAUUCUUGCCACAACACGGUGGGCAGCUUCCUAUGCACCUGCAGACCCGGCUUCAGGCUGCGAGCCGACCGCGUUUCCUGCGAGGCUCUGCCCCCAGAGGUGCUGGCACCCUCGGCUAUCCUGCAGCCCAGGCCUCCUGCGAUGGCGUUGCUGCUUCCUCACAUUGGCCAGCCGGGCCUGUCCCCAGGUCACAGUCCCAGUCCUGGGGCCCCAGGUCCCUUUGCUGGGCUUGGGACCACCCACCCUCUAGGACCUUUUUGGCUGUUGUCCACCCCUACUGCUGCUCCAGUACCUGGUGCCUCGCUGCUGGGAACCCUUGGAUCCCCCUCCCUCCUCCAGGGGGAGGCGCUUGCCACCCCUUCUUCCCCCCACGACCUGGAGGACCAGAGUCUGGCCCCGGGACUCUCUCCCUGCUGGCACCUGGGAGCCGUGCACGCAUCAGGGAGCCGCUGGGCUGUGCCCGGGUGCAUGCAGUGCUGGUGCGAGGACGGGGAGGUGACCUGUGCGAAGGUGAGGUGUGAGGCCGUGUGCUCCCACCCAGCACCCGCUCUGGAUGGGGGGUGCUGCCCGUCCUGCACAGGCUGCUUCCACAGCGGCGCGGUCCGCGCGAAUGGGGAUGUGUUUUCGCCUCCCGGUGAGAACUGCACGGUCUGUGUCUGUCUGGCUGGGAAUGUGUCCUGCAUCUCGCCCGAGUGUCCUCCCGGCCCCUGCGAGGCUGCUCUGCAGCAGGACUGCUGUGCCUGUGCCCCUGCACAGUGCCACUUCCACGGCCGCUGGUACUCGGAGGGGGCUGUGUUCAGUGGCACUGGUGAUGACUGCACUACCUGUGCCUGCCAGAAUGGGAAGGUGACAUGCUCCUUCAUGCCGUGUCCUGAGCCAGACUGUCCCCGGGAGGAGUGGCGGCUGGGCCCUGGCCAGUGCUGCUUUUCUUGUCUUGAGCCCACGCCCCGCUCAGGCUGCUCCCUGGAUGACAACGGGGCCGAGUUUCCAGUGGGACAGAUUUGGUCACCCGGCGACCCCUGUGAGUUAUGCAUCUGCCAGGCAGACGGCUCUGUGAGCUGCAGGCGGACAGACUGCGUGGACUCCUGUCCCCACCCCGUCCGGGUCCCUGGGCAGUGUUGCCCCGACUGCUCGGCAGGCUGCACCUAUACUGGCCGAGUCUUCUACAACAACGAGACCUUCCCAUCGGCCCUUGACCCAUGCCUCAGCUGCAUCUGCCUGCUGGGCUCGGUGGCCUGCUCGCCGGUGGACUGUCCCAUCGCCUGUACCUACCCCUUCCACCCUGAUGGCGAGUGCUGCCCUGUGUGCCGUGAUUGCAAUUAUGAGGGCAGGAAGGUGACCAAUGGCCAGGUUUUCAUGCUGGAUGACGAGCCCUGCAUGCGCUGCACAUGCCAGCUGGGAGAAGUGAGCUGUGAGAGGGUCCCCUGUCCGCUGGCCUGCACAGACUCUGCCCUGCCUGCCCCUGCUGGGGACUGCUGUGCCUCCUGCUCAGGCUCCCCGCACCCACUUGGCGUGAAGCCAGAGCCAAGCCCUCCAGGAGCCACCCGCAGCCCCCACGAAACCGCGGAGGCCCCUGACCCCUGCAGCUCCUGCCACGGGCCGCCCCCUGCAUCCCUGCUGCAGUCCGUGCUCCAGCUGCGCCAGCUGCUCUCAGGGGCCAACGUGUCUCGCCUGCUCCCCCAGCCCACAGGCCAGCCUGGAGCCCAGGCCUCGCCCCGCUGGAAGCCGGGGGGCCCUUCCCCAGGGAGCCCAGGCUCCCCUCCGACACCUCCCUCCCCGUCUCUACCUCCGGCCUCUCCAGGCCAGCCUCUGUCCACCCCAGGCGCCCGGUUCAUCGUGGAGGCUUCUCCGAGCCCCGUGCCCGCCCCAGGCUCCACGGCCAAAACUCCCACCACCCGGCUCCAGCCUCGAGGGCUCUCUGAGGCUUUAAAGGCCACCACCCGCCCCCACUCCCAGCGAGUCGCCACGGGGACCCCCCAGAAGGAAGAGCCCCCGCUCUAAGGAGCCCCCUGGCCUGGGAGAUUAGGGACAGAGGCUGCCGAAGGGCCAGAGGCUAGAUCCCCGUGGGGUGAUGGGGGGGUGAUGGGGGCGGGCGGGCAGAUGCGGCGGGCAGGUGUGGCCUCAUGCUCAGGUGUCCAGGGCUGUCCACCGGGUCCUCGUCAGCAUGUGAAGGCUGCAGGGCUGGCUCCUGAGGAAGGUGGGCUGCCGAGCCCAGCCCAGGGGCAGCCACCUGUCCCCACCCUAUCACCAUGAUUAAAUGGUC
Octodon degus (degu) is the source of this 3239-nucleotide messenger RNA. It is a transcript of the gene Vwce, whose product is annotated as von Willebrand factor C and EGF domains. Gene Ontology annotation, molecular function: protein binding; calcium ion binding. NCBI's taxonomy places the organism in Eukaryota, Metazoa, Chordata, Mammalia, Rodentia, Octodontidae. The record is from RefSeq and is a predicted model, not a curated record. Gene Ontology annotation, biological process: cellular response to virus. Bases 269 to 2977 code for a protein of 902 amino acids. The transcript is spliced from 20 exons. Gene Ontology annotation, cellular component: cytoplasm.